This is a messenger RNA of Sphaerodactylus townsendi, 548 nucleotides long. Its product is annotated as transmembrane protein 244-like. The record is from RefSeq and is a predicted model, not a curated record. Lineage: Eukaryota; Metazoa; Chordata; Lepidosauria; Squamata; Sphaerodactylidae. The transcript has 4 exons. The coding region runs from base 57 to 431 and encodes 124 amino acids.
CUUGGGCUUCACCUGCAUUUCAAGGAAAGUCUCUGCAUUAGGAGUGUUAUCUGCCCAUGGGCUUUCAAGGAAGCAGGGCAGCAGCCAUCAAGACUAUCGUUCUCCAUAUACUGCUGUGCGUGCUAACUUUCUACACUGUCUAUUACAUGAUUGGGAGCGUUUGCUGCGGGGUGUUCAGGCUUAACUCCUUCAGUACACACCUCCCUUUUGAAUUUAAAACAGAGCCUUCCUACUCAAACCCCAACUAUUUAGUGAAUGUCAUUUCUAUGGAGUGCACCUUUUUUAGCAGCGGCUUCUUCUUUGCUGUGAUGCUGAAACGAUGGGUCUGGGACUAUUCACUCACGGUAACCUCUAUCCACUUGCUGUUGACCUGGGCAGGUGAGUUCACAGACGCUUUGAGGCUGGCAAAAGGAUCCUGCGUUUUGCUUUGAGCAGUGGGUUUGAAGGACUGGAGCUAAAGACCAUUUUGGAUUUCUUGUCCUGCUCAAAAAAGGACUUUUGCUUGCACUUUCUCCUGUGUGCAAAUCAAGUGAUGAUUUCUGUGCUGA